AUGGGUAUAACAGAGUCCGCUCCAGACAUACAGUCAGUCGCCGCAAGCACUAUAGCGUUAUCGGAUACAGAACUCGUACUCGGAACAGAUCAUUCACCUGCUUACUGGCAUCAAAACUACUUAAAUAGCGUUCUCCGUAGUACAAGCAACAUCCUCAAUCAAUCAGCAAGUGCGCGCAAUACAGAGACCGCCCUGUUGCAGAUCAGGGACUACUUCCGAUGGCAUCUUCAACAGAGCAACUUUCCGAUUUCUGGAGAUUCGUCUUUCACCAAUGUCCCAUCGCGGCAUAUGGAUUUGCAAAUCGAAAAGAAUGCGUACGAUCUGACUGGAGUAUUCACUCACGCUGUUGAUCAACUUGCUAAAAAAGUGCCGCGGCAACCGUGGACUUUGAUCAAUACGGGCUGCGAUAUGGCGAGGGUCGUUUUUCAACAACAGGAGCAGGACCUAAUCAGAGUGCUCUUUUUACUAUUUACAGACCAGCGAUGGUACGACUUUCCCGAUUUGCGGCUUCAUCUACUCAGGUUUCUUGCAUCAACAGCCGAACAGGUUUUAGGUUCUUCUCACCCCUUAACUGUGAUCUUACGCUUGCUUCCCACUUACAAUACACUUGUCGACUCUGCCGAGCCGGCCCUGAAGUUAAUGCUAGACAUGGUUAUUGAGCGUUCCGAUAAUAUCUCCAGCGACAUUUGCCGGUACCAGUGGGCUUUGAGUGAUCUACUUAGAAUGCAAAAAAACUUCCCUGCCGCUGCUGAUAUAUGCCAGAAAUUAAUUCGGGAGAGCAGCAAGGCGAACGGUUAUGCUCAUAAAACUACUCGCAUCAGUAUGCGCAGACUUGGACGCAUAUAUUAUGACCUGGGCCUUUACAACGAGGCUGAAAAGGUACUUUUGGAAGCCCUCUCGGUCGGCCUCUCUGAACACGGACCGCAGCAACCAGAUAUAUGCGACAUAUAUACGUGCGACCGUCUAGGAUUCGUUUACCUUGCGAAAGCUGACUAUACCCGAUGUGAAUACUAUUGGAACAGAGCACUUAACUGGGUUCAAAAGAGAUGGCCCGGCGACGACCUGAAUGCCAUGGCUUUCUCUCAACAGCUCGAAAAGGUUCUUAUACUAAAACGCAAUGGCCAUACCCGAAUACAGGGAUGGUAA
Molecule: messenger RNA, 1146 nt
Organism: Aspergillus pseudoviridinutans
Lineage: Eukaryota; Fungi; Ascomycota; Eurotiomycetes; Eurotiales; Aspergillaceae
Product: tetratricopeptide repeat protein
Exons: 1
Coding region: 1-1146 (381 amino acids)
Molecular function (GO): protein binding
Source: RefSeq, a predicted model, not a curated record